Molecule: messenger RNA, 502 nt
Organism: Paramecium octaurelia
Lineage: Eukaryota; Ciliophora; Oligohymenophorea; Peniculida; Parameciidae
Source: the annotation of a GenBank genome assembly
AUGAAAAGAAAGUUCCGAGGAAAUUAGCCACCCAAAUACAAGAAUUAUUUGGAAAUGAGGUCAAUAGAUCAGAAUCCGAAAUAAAGAUAUAUAAAAUUUGCUGGGAAUUUGAAAUUGACUGAAUCCAUAUCUAGUUUUCAAAUAGUUCAGUUGCCAAAAUAGAAAUGAAAGCUCCUUUUGUGGUUGGAGCUUCGUAUUUAGUUAAUAGAGUUAAAUAGAUUUGGAUCAAGAGAUAAAUCUUAUAUUAGUUAACCUGAACAAUUAGAUAUUCCAAAAGUUUAAUGAUAGAAAACAGAAUCAAAAAAGCAUAUUGAUUUACAUAGGAUUGCUAUUCAAAAUUCAAAAAAGAAAAUAGUUUUAAGAUUAAUUUAUGGAUCAGCCUUUUAAGUAGAUGGUAGAUGAACUAAAAUCUCACAAUACUUGCCAACCUUGUCUUAAUCUAGAAAGUAUGCAUCUAAAUAUUAAAAUACUGUCUGAUUAGAUAAUUGAAAAUCUACUUUGA